GGGGCCCGGCCGGCUGAGGGGACGCUACGUCGCCACGGCUGCCGCCAUGGUCUCCUGGAUCAUUUCUCGGGCCGUUGUAGUUCCUUCAACGUUCAGGCAGGGCUGUUUCUGUUGAGAGAACUUGAAGAGUGUCUGUCAACAGCUCCUGAUUUCGAGGCUGGUGUUUGGGAUGCUGUAUCCUGCGUAUUACUCAUACAAAGCUGUGAAGACAAAAAAUGUGAAGGAAUAUGUUCGCUGGAUGAUGUAUUGGAUUGUGUUUGCUCUUUAUACAGUGUCUGAAACAAUAACUGACCUAACAGUCUCUUGGUUUCCACUGUAUUAUGAACUGAAGAUUGCUUUUGUUAUUUGGCUCCUUUGCCCAUAUACUCGAGGAGCAAGUUUAAUCUACAGAAAAUUUCUCCACCCUCUUCUUUCUUCUAAAGAAAGGGAGAUUGAUGAGUACAUCGUACAGGCCAAAGAAAGAGGCUAUGAGACCAUGGUGAAUUUUGGAAGGCAAGGGUUGAAUUUGGCAGCAACUGCUGCAGUGACAGCAGCUGUGAAGGGUCAAGGUGCUAUAACUGAGAAACUGAGAAGUUUCAGUAUGCACGACUUGACUUCCAUACAAGGAGAUGAGCCAGUAGGACAGAGACCCUAUCAGACCUUACCAGAAGCUAAAAAGAAAACCAGGGCCUCUGCAAGUGAAUCUUCAGGUUACAAAACUCCACUGGAAAAAAAUCCUGGAGAUGAUAAAACUGAUGAAGAGAUGGAAGGGACACAUUCAGAGGAUGAAAUAUUUGUUCAGAGAGGCCUUCGAAGAACUCAGAGCAUGAAAUCUGUGAAAAAAGGCCGUAAAGAGAUACGAUACGGAUCACUGAAAUACAGAGUAAAGAAGAGACCUGCUGUGUACUUCUGAGUGCAUUGCACAAUGGCUGCACAACAAACUGCUGUAUUGUAAUAACUUGAAUUCAGUGUAUCAAGCGUUAAAUAUCUGUGUCUGAUUCAUAUAAUGAGUAUGUAUGAUAGUAGAUAUGGUAGGACUUGGGUUUUAUGAACCUAAAUGGUUGGAUAAAGUAUUACUCUGCUUUUCUGUAGUUGUUUAUUGUUCAGACAAAUCUGGAGAAGUUACAGUAUGAAUUUCAUCACUCCUUAAAUAGGAAUUAAGUAACAGGAAACAGCCUUUUUCCAGAGGUACUGAACAGACUGAAAUAAUUACAACUCAAAUUGAAUUAACAGAAGUUAAGUAUUUGGAACUUGUGAAAAUUGAACCUGUAGUGUCCCCAAGUUUACAUGGAAAGAUAGAUAUACUUGAAAUAUUUUUCUGAACUACAACUCCUAAAAAGGCCUUUGUAUAAUGUAAAAAUGUACAACUUAAAGUACAGUGGAUAGUGGUGGGAAAAGAAAAGGGAAGACAAGGUAGGUACGGUACAGCUUUAAGAUCAUUAUCUUGUCAUAUUGCCAAGCUUAACAAGCUUAUAUAACACUAAUGGGUGCAAACUGGGGGUACAUUUAGCACUUUAUGCAAAACUUCAUAGUUUUGCACGCUCUUACUGAUUUACAGCUGCACAGGUCAUUUUAGUGACUUCUUAGGUAGGGUUAUGCUUCUCUUUUGAAUCCUUGUACUUCAUGAUCUUUUAAAAUCUAUCUUGUUAAGUACACUUAAGAUGCUCUAAAUAAUUGCUACUAACACUUAACAAUAUUAUCAGGUGCCUUUCGAUGUAUUACUAGGCUGUGUGGGGUUUUUGUCUGUAUAUGGUUUGUUGUUUUAUUUGUCUUUCUUGCUCCCUCACCUAGAGAGCUGUAAUGUGAUUUAAAUUAGUGUUUGGUUAUAAUUGUGGUAAGUAAAAUUUGUAGCAAUUCCAGUGAUAGACCUCAGGGAUCUGAUCAGCCCAUCAACUGUGUGUUAGAAGUCAUGCUGACAUAAAAGCAUGUAUGAUAGCUUGUUCAGGCCCUGGUUUGGUUUUGCUCUGCAUUGCUUUAAGAAUGAAUGAAUAUAUAUAUAUGUAGAUUGAUUAAGAAUGAAUAUAUGUAUGUUUUUAUACUUCAUAGCGUAUGUAGAUUUUAAAAUUGGCUGUGUAGUAAUUUCUUUCAUUGCUAAAGUUAGUACUAAAAUAUUUACAUACAGAUACCUUUCUCUAAAAGCCAGCUUAGUCAGCCAUUUUAUAACCUAGAGUCCUAUGGCAUAACUUCUCACACAGAGAUUAAUUUUGGAAUGUAAUUUAGACAUGGACUUGACAAAGUUACUUUUUGUUGUCCCUUUUGGUUUUACUUUCUGUAGUUCUGAGAAUUUGGCUGAUUUAGUUCUGACUGUUUUCUGCUGUGGAUUCAGGGAGAAAACACUUUUUGUAGACAGCAUUUUAUUACUUGGUAUGGGGAGAGAUGAUACUUUUCUUGAAGAGAAAAUGGCUUGUGAUCCUUCUUGAAACUCAGACUCCAACCCUUAGUUCUUCCCACCCAGUCAUCUGCAAGUUUACUGCAGUGUUUUAAAACAUAUUCUUCAGGCCAGGGCCUGCUGCUGUGCUUUUUAUUACGGCUAUAGCAGAUUCAGUGCUGGUGGGCACUUAAUGGCCUGUUACUAUAUGCUGACAUUUAGUCUUCUGUAGACUUUGGUCCAGGCUUUGAAUUGUAUGAAUAAUAGUGCAGCUGGGCUGUAUUGGCAUUGCAUUCCUCACUUGCUGUCGUAGGCAUUUGCAAGCCAAGUGCAAAGUCAUGAUCAAGUAUUAAAAUCCUGAUGGAGCAGUGGUUUUAGCAUCUCCGAGGAAGCUGAAUUCUUUAGUGACAAGUUGUAACAGUCCAUAAGUGAUUAAAAGGUCAAAGCUUGUAUUACUUUACUUGAAGACGCACUUUUGUACUACAAGACAGGAAGGCUGCUCUCUCCUGAAUGAGUUUAGUUCAAAAAUCCCAUCCUCUAACCAAACCUGCAACUUCUGAUUGAGCUUUCCUAAGGAUGUGUUGUCCAUGGGGGAGGCAGUGAUUAGAAAGGGAGCCUGCCUGGGGUGUGGUGCAUCACUUGUGCCCCAGGAAUGUUCAUGCUUCUCAUCCGAAUGUAGGGAAAGGCUGUCUGUGUAAAGGUAUGUACCAUUCUGAGAUGUUAGAGGAAGCUGAGGCUUCUGUAUUUGCAUCUUGUCCCUCUUUGGAAAUUAAACCAACCCAGGCCAUGGGUGGAAUAUCUAAGUCUCUAGUUGAAUGUCCACCUUGAGCACUUUUACUCAUCACGUUUGCUUUUUUGGCAAAUAGAGCAAUAAAAUUCUUGUCAUUCUACAAAUCAGAAUCCUGCACGAAGAAGCAGGGUAAGCCCUUCUUUCAGAGUUGCAGUUCCUGUGACAGGUAGAUCUUGUUUCUGGGACUGUGUGCUUUUCACAUUUCCAGGGCUAGAGAUAAUUUGAGUAGUUUAGGCUCACACUUGUGGUCAAUAAGUUGCUCUACAUGUCAUUAUGUACUUGAGGCUGUAACUCCUGACAGGCUUAACUUACUAAUUAAGUAGAGAUAAAGGCUCUUUUUUUCUCAACUAUGCAUGGAACUAGGAAAGCUGGCAGUAUUACUCCUAUUCAUUACUGUUUGCUUACUAAUGUACUUAUCUCAGAUACACUGUCUUUAGUGUAGAUAAAUCUUCCAGUGUUUUUCAUAGCUGUUUUUUUUUCAGUCUAAUAUCCUACUGUAAAGUUCUUUUCUUGACACCUUGAUUUUGCUCUUUGAAUUAAUCUUGCAAUUGGUUCAUUGUAUUAUCUUAAUUUUUUUUCCUUCUUGCUGUUCAUUGUCAGCUGAUGCUUUGCAGGGCACAAUGGCAUGAUUAGCUUUCAUCCCAAUGAUAUGUAUUUCUCUUUGCUUGUUGAAUUUAGUUUGGUUUUGAAAUAUUACAUAAUCUUUUAAACUGUGUACAGAUGAUUUUCAAAGUUCUUUUGCCUUAGCAACUGCAAAAAGGAUCUGUCUAGCUCUUGCAAGUAAACUUCUUGGAAAAAUGUUAAACAAAAAUCCAGAUUUAACUUAACAUUGUCUUUGGUUUUGGAAAUGUAAAACAGUAGCUCCUAUCAAAUUGAACAAAGCAUUUCCUGCAGACUGAACUGACUGACUGCCACCAACAGGACUGCUAAUUUACUGAAAGAAAAGCUUAAAUUGAGGUCAAAGGUACUUCAAAAGAGAAUAUGCAUUUCUUAAGUCAUAUAAAGGUUCAAGCCUUUCUAAAAUAUAUCUGAACUUACACAGAUUUCUUAGCAAAAGCCUAUUGUACAUGUGAAAAUAGAGUUUGAGAUGAGUAUUAAAUUGAUGACCUCAGGUGCAAAUAAACUUAUGCCAGAUUCUGGUUACAAGGUAAUUGCCAACAAAAGCAACUUAAUGCUAAUUGCUUUCCUAUAGGAAAUAAAGUGAAUAUCGUCCAUGAUACUUUUUGCAAACUGUAAUGAAUUUGAAAUGAACAGAAGAAAAUUUGGUUAAACAUGGUGGAGUAAAUACUAGAUGCAUUUAACAAGCUCUUCGUGACAAAAGAUUUGUUUUAUUUUUGGUCUUGCUUUUAUUAAUAUGAAGUUGGUAUUUUUAAUUACUUUUCUAUGAAAAUGUAUAUGUGCAAAGGCAACACUUUAACAUUUUUCAAGAACUUGUAUUUUUAAAUGCUACAGACCAGAGACUGUCUACAUUGAAACUGAAUAUAGAAGCUUUAAAAAAAUGCAAUGUAAGCUUUAAUUUUUGUAUUUUAAUAACUUGCUGUCAACUUGUUUACAUAUUUUUAGGAGGGAAAGCUUCAUUAUGCAUUGAUUUAUCUUGAUACUGUCUUUAAUAAAUGCUGUUUUCAGCAGGA
This is a messenger RNA of Calypte anna (Anna's hummingbird), 4768 nucleotides long. It is a transcript of the gene REEP3, whose product is annotated as receptor accessory protein 3. Gene Ontology annotation, biological process: endoplasmic reticulum tubular network organization. The record is from RefSeq and is a predicted model, not a curated record. Gene Ontology annotation, cellular component: cytoplasmic microtubule; endoplasmic reticulum tubular network; endoplasmic reticulum membrane. The coding region runs from base 170 to 892 and encodes 240 amino acids. The transcript is spliced from 9 exons. Gene Ontology annotation, molecular function: microtubule binding. Lineage: Eukaryota; Metazoa; Chordata; Aves; Apodiformes; Trochilidae.